AAAAUGUAAAAGAGCGUGGUGUGACACCCAAGCACAAACCGUAUCUCACUGGCGGAGGAGCGGCAAGGGUUGCUGGGGAAAUGGAGAACUCCGCUGGGAGACAGGCCGAGAGCCGGUGACAGGGGUUUAUCCCUCCUUCCCAAUUCCCGGGCACGGCCGGGCGGGAUCGGGAUCUGGAGCGGGGCGGCCCCGCGGGAUCCCCGCCCCGGGCGGUGCCGGCGCUGCCUUUGUAGCCGGGCUGGAUCCCGGGGAGGCGCGGGAGGAGAGCGGCGGAGCGGGAAGGCAUGAGGUGUGGUCCUGGAAAACAGCCAGCAAGGAAUCCCUGUGUCUCAUGUGGCAAAAAGUGAAAGUGCAGCUAAUGUUAAGCAUGUCCUUCCUCACCGCUCUUUUUUGGUAUUGUAGAAGGCUAUACAGCUUUUUAGCACAGCUGCUGAAACGGUGGAGCAACUACCUUCAGAGGCAGCUCAUAAGGAAUCUCAGUGUGCUGCCAGAAGUGGAUCUACUUGGUUAUAGUGCAAGAGAAUGGAAAGGAGAAACAAAGCAGGCCAAACAGAUGAGGCAGGCAUAUGAAGAAUUGUUCAGGAGCUGUCAUAUCAAAUACCUGAGACAAGUCAGGAGGGACAACUACAGUGUAGUAAGAGCGGUGCUUUUUCAGAUAUUCAGCCAAGGCAUUCCUUUUCCUUCGUGGAUGAAGGAAAGAGAUAUAUUGAAGCUCCCUGAAAAGCUUUUGUAUUCUCAAGGUUGUAACUGGAUUCAACAAUACAGUUUUGGGCCAGAAAGAUACACAGGUCCCAAUGCCUUUGGGAAGUUGCGCAAAUGUAUGGAGGCCUUAAAGACAAACUGGGCUGAAAUAAGUGCUACAAGAGAUCAUGAAGAAAGAAGCAGCAUGUGUAAUACACUGUUUUCUGAUGAAAGCAAGGAAUACAAACUAUAUGAGGCCAUAAAAUUCAUCAUGCUCUAUGAAGUUGUUGAAGCCUAUGAGCAGAUAAAGAGCAGGGAUGAACCCGUACACAACCUUUUUAGCCUUCUCUUUGCUCGUGACUCUUCAUCUGACCCUCUGAGUUUCAUGAUGAAUCAUCUAAACUCCAUAGGUGACUCUAUUUGCUUAGACCAGGUUGAACUCUUUCUUCUUGGAUACUUACUUGAAGUAAAGAUAAGAGUUUACAGACUGCAUAGGUUUAAUACUGAGGAAUUUCAAGUAAACUAUCCGGAUGAAUACCGAAGGGAAUGGAAUGAGAUUUCUCUCCUGACUGAGGAUGACCACUACUAUCACAUCCCCCUUUUCAGAACGUGAAGGACCAGUGACUUUUUUUUUCCUUUGUAUAGUAUAGUGAAUGACCAUUUCCAGUGAAUUAGGUUUCUAAUCAGCAGCAGUAAAUUCUUAAGAAUGCUCAUUAAUGAUUACAAAAUGGUUUAUGGGUUUAUUGUGUAAACAUUUUGCUUUCCCAUUGCAGCUCAGUUCACCAUCAGUCAGCCAUAAAAACCAUAAAAUAUAUUGCUAUACUGUCUGGGGCAAAAAAAAUGUGACGUUUGAGGGUUCUCAGACAAAAAAAUUUGGACUGCCUGACGAAGGCAAAGGUUAUGCUGGGUUUUCUAUUGCUAGCUUAAGGGUUUACUCUGACAUCUAUGGAUGGGUUAAACUCAAGUGCCUAACGACUGCCUUUCCCUACUCCUGUCUGUCUCUAGCUAGGGAGGAUGAAUCACAGAGGAAGGAAAUCCCGAGGUCCUACAGUUUAUAUUCCAUGGUAUUUAACUUGCAUUGACUUAGGAAGGGAGGAUAUAAACUGGGGCCUCUGUAUGGCUGCUUGAAAUCCACUUGGCUUCCCUUGUUGCCGGAGCAUCUCUCUCCAGGGAUGGACAGAGCAAGCAGUGGGAAGUUGCACUUAACUUUAGACAUGGGAAAUGGGGCUGUCUGCACCCAGUGGUGAUCCCUGAAGGGGAAGAACUGUUACACAGGGGGGAAAAUCAACACAUGGGAAUACUGUGCCAGGUGAAUGGAAGAUCUCCUGUGUAAGUGAAUAAAGCACAUCGCUUUCUCCAGGGUAAAAAGGGCAGCGUUAACGGGUAACACGCAACAGAGUCACACCCAGUGGCAGCAUAUGGCUUUGGUCAACUUGUAAAUCCUUUAAGGGCUGAUUUCAACAUUACCUGCCAAGAUUUCCUUUGCAAUUCAUCUGAGAAAGCUGUGCAUGGAAUACAGGCCAAAACCAUUGCAUUUUCAGAAAAUAUUAAUUUUUUUAUGCAUUAUAUGAAUUCAGCAGUGUUGCAUAUAUGUUUUAUCCUCUGAUUAUGUAUUAAUCUCCUUGCCUAAGAUUGCUAUCUUUAAUUUAGACCUCUGUGUUUGAAGAAGUCUGUCCAGGAAGGUAAAUGAGAUUUACCUUCCUACAUGGAACAUUUUGCUCAAUUCUGUUUUCUAAAAGAAUCAAUAUGUUUUGAUUAUUUCAAAAUAAGGGACCUUAACUUGAAGAAGUAUUAGAUCUCACAAAAUAUUUGUGAAAAGCUUACAAUGCCACACACUCAUGGUUGUAUUGAAGAGGGUGGGAAUUAUUAAGAAACAAAGCCUCUCCUUUCCUUAUCCUAGAGGUAUAGAGGGACAGGCAGGUUUGUUUUAUUAAACCUGCAGGAUAAAAUGCAAGCCAGUAGCAAAAAUGGGAACAGGGCCUGCAGGAGCCAAAGCAGCUGCAUGAGGUAUCUUCAUGGUAAUGCUUGGAGUCAGUGGAGUGUGCUCGGUUCCUUUAUGUAAAGAAAAGCUAUUUUAUUCCUUAUGCUCCUUUUAUUUGUGUGUAUAUGUGUAUAUAUGUAUUUAUAAAGACAAACACCUUAGUUCUGUAUUGUAGCUGUUUUGUUUCCUGAAAGUUUGAGUUCACUUUUGUUGAAUGAUUUGUAGAUUUUAAUUAAGAAGGCUUGAUAGCUGUAAUAAUUUCAUCUCAUCAAAACUUGCAUAGCAAGUAUUUUUAUUUAUUAAAAGAAAGUUUUUACAGUGAAUGAAAUAAUUUUCUUAUUUUAGAUUUGGUUCUGCUCUGCAUGGGGAAAAGUUAUAAUACUUAAGUGUGUAGAGUAUUGUUAUCUAUUUUGCAUCAACAGUACAUUUACAGUUAUCAGUAAACUUGUCUAUAUUUUAUUCUUGUUUUGGAACAAACAGACAUACCAUAAAUAAGUAUGUAUUUUUGUAGUGGACUUUUUAAUGAUUUGCAUAUUAUUUGUGUUUAGGAAUACAAAAGCAUUCCAGCUGAAAGUGAUAAAUUGUGAAAAUGUACAUUUUUGUGGUCUUGAGCAUAUUAAUAGCAGGGAAUUAAUAAAAAAUCUAAAACAGA
Vidua macroura (Pin-tailed whydah) is the source of this 3314-nucleotide messenger RNA. It is a transcript of the gene OTULINL, whose product is annotated as OTU deubiquitinase with linear linkage specificity like. NCBI's taxonomy places the organism in Eukaryota, Metazoa, Chordata, Aves, Passeriformes, Viduidae. Gene Ontology annotation, biological process: protein linear deubiquitination. Gene Ontology annotation, molecular function: cysteine-type deubiquitinase activity. The transcript is spliced from 8 exons. The record is from RefSeq and is a predicted model, not a curated record. The coding region runs from base 332 to 1294 and encodes 320 amino acids. Gene Ontology annotation, cellular component: cytoplasm.